Messenger RNA from Erpetoichthys calabaricus (reedfish), 3882 nucleotides. RefSeq names its product vacuolar protein sorting 4 homolog A (gene vps4a). Gene Ontology annotation, biological process: endosomal transport; vacuole organization. Lineage: Eukaryota; Metazoa; Chordata; Cladistia; Polypteriformes; Polypteridae. The transcript is spliced from 11 exons. Bases 224 to 1540 code for a protein of 438 amino acids. The record is from RefSeq and is a predicted model, not a curated record. Gene Ontology annotation, molecular function: ATP binding; ATP hydrolysis activity.
GCGGCUGUUUCCGCUUCCGCCGAUUUCAGAGGCCGGAGUCUCUUGGGCUGAAAAUAUUAUGUUUACGUGCUGAAUAGAGGAGCAUUUAUAUAUCUGGUCACUUUCAGUGCUGAAAAGAAGGACGAAGGCGUGUUUGGGCGUUUUUCAGCAACUCGCUGUCGGCUCUCCCUCGAGUAGUUUGCAUACCGGACUGCAAGCCAACCCUGCUUUGUAAUGAGAUGAAAUGUCAACGUCAACAUUACAGAAAGCGAUUGACCUGGUAACAAAAGCCACAGAAGAAGAUAAAGCAAAAAACUACGAAGAGGCUCUCCGGCUUUAUCAGCAUGCAGUGGAAUAUUUUUUGCAUGCAAUUAAAUAUGAAGCACACAGCGAUAAAGCUAAGGAGAGCAUCAGAGGAAAAUGUGUGCAAUACCUAGACCGGGCAGAGAAGCUAAAAGACUAUUUAAAAAACAAAGAUAAACAUGGGAAGAAACCUGUUAAGGAAUCCCAGCAGAAUGACAAAGGUGGAAGUGACAGUGACAGUGAGGGAGAAAAUCCUGAAAAGAAAAAACUACAGGAACAGCUAAUGGGAGCCAUUGUUAUGGAGAAACCUAAUGUCCGAUGGAAUGAUGUUGCUGGAUUGGAAGGUGCAAAAGAAGCCCUUAAAGAAGCAGUCAUUUUGCCUAUAAAGUUCCCACAUUUAUUUACAGGAAAGCGAACCCCUUGGCGUGGAAUCCUACUCUUUGGACCCCCUGGAACUGGGAAGUCCUACCUUGCGAAGGCUGUGGCCACUGAGGCUAACAAUUCAACUUUCUUUUCUGUGUCAUCUUCAGAUCUUAUGUCUAAAUGGCUUGGAGAGAGUGAGAAACUUGUAAAAAAUCUCUUUGAUUUGGCACGUCAGCAUAAGCCUUCUAUUAUUUUCAUUGAUGAAGUGGAUUCACUAUGUGGCUCAAGAAAUGAGAAUGAGAGUGAAGCUGCUCGGAGGAUUAAAACUGAAUUUUUAGUUCAAAUGCAAGGGGUGGGCAACAACAAUGACGGAAUCCUUGUCCUUGGAGCCACCAAUAUCCCUUGGGUUUUAGAUGCUGCCAUUCGAAGGAGAUUUGAAAAGCGGAUUUAUAUUCCAUUACCCGAGGAGCCAGCACGAGCUCAGAUGUUCAGACUUCAUUUGGGAAACACUCCGCAUAACCUUUCAGAAGCUGAUCUACGAGAACUAGCACGAAAGACAGAUGGCUAUUCUGGAGCAGACAUCAGUAUUAUUGUACGAGAUGCUCUCAUGCAGCCUGUACGCAAAGUUCAGUCAGCGACACAUUUUAAAAAGGUACGUGGUCCAUCCCGAACAAACCCAAAUAUCAUUGUGGAUGACCUUUUAACCCCAUGCUCUCCUGGUGAUCCUGAAGCAAUAGAAAUGACUUGGAUUGAUGUUGCAAGUGACAAACUUCUGGAACCAAUCGUGUGCAUGUCUGAUAUGCUGAGAUCCCUAGCCACCACCAGACCCACUGUAAAUGCCGAAGACCUUCUCAAAGUGAAGAAGUUUACAGAAGAUUUUGGACAAGAAGGUUGAUGGAAUAAAUACAAAAAUAAAACUAUUUCCUUAUCACUUCCAUCACUACCACGGCUACUUAUUAAAUACUGCUAAUUAUCUUGCCCUCUGACUUUAUAAUAACUUGGGCUGAAUCAUUGAUAAAAUGCUUUGCUAUAUACUGUGACAGAGAAAAGAGAAAUCUGUAUUACUGACAAAUCCAUCAUGUGUUUUGAGAAUUCACUUAAUUAAAUCGUAAAAACUACUUCUUUAAAAUAGACAUCUUAAAACAUCAAAAUCUUUGGUUGUGAUUUUGUAAAAAAAUUAAAGGAAAAAGAAAAGUAAAGGAAAGCUGUUCAGGUAAAUGCCAAAUCAGGUCAUUAAAUUAUGUACUGUACAUUAAGUGGCAUCAAAACUGAAACAACCACAUUCUUUUUGGUUCAGCAGUUAUAGAUUUACAGUUUUUAAUAUGUCCCAGGCUAAUCUAAAUUGUUAUUUAAAAAAGAUUUUCAAUUUAAAUUUUUUUUUCACUUUGACGAAAUAAAUGUAUCCGAUGCUAAUCAAGUGGGAGAAAAAUAGUAAAAAUACAUUGCAACAUUUGUAACCUAACAACAAAAAUAUGUUUGUUUUUUUGCAGACGAGGGACAGUAGUUUUAUUAACUCCGGGAAAUUUUCUGUGCCUCACGGAUGGCCUUUCUUGUUGCUUCAUGGAGUUUGUUGGUAUUGCAGUCAGAUGGGUAUUGUCAUGGUAUAAAUGAUUAAGAGCCCCAACAUUAUUACUUUAUUUUAGCUCAGGAAGAAUGAGAACAUAAAGGGUGAGUAGUUCUGAUUGUAAAUUUUUGCCACUGAUUAUAUCAGUGCAGUUUCAAAAAGUUAGGAAAAUAAGCACAGUCUUUGUAGUUCUGCCUUAAGGAAUGCUGCUUAUUUCCAAAAGACCCAUUAUCUAGUAAAUUGUUCUAAAUGAGAAAUUUUACUGCAAUAGGUUUGUUUGUUACAAAAGAUGCUGGAAAUGCAGUUAAUACAGGCCACAUACAUGCAGAGUAAGCAUGCUGCCUGGUAAGUCCUUAGCGGAGUCUGGAUGGUGCCUUUGAGUUCACUGUAAAUUCUGUAUGUUCCUGUGAUACUUGUAAUUAGUGAUUACAGUCAGAGAGUAGAGGGGCUUCACGAAUCAUUUUGAUGGAUGAGUUUGAAAGUAGACAGAUUUCAUUAAAUAGGUUUCUUUAUACAUUUUGUUUUUAUUUGUGUGCUUAAACCAUUUUUGAUAUUUUGGUUUAACACUAAAAAUAGAAGAGUUUCAAUCAGAAAUUUUGCAUUAUGGAAUUUGGUUUCAGCUGAGGUUAAAAUCUCAUUUAAUUUAUUAAGUUAAUUUUUUGCUUUUCGUUUUGUAGCACAAUUUACUAGUGUAGCUUGGAGAAUUGUAACAUUUGUUUAUAAAAUACAUCAAGCUAGUGUGUUUUUCUAUAAUACACUAUAAUCAUAAAUGUUUAAAAUUUUAAGGGCAUAUUCUGAAAAUUACAAAUACCCUUUUUCUGUGAUAGUCAGCAUAUAUCAAUGAUGUUGGGUGGUUACAGAUUUGAAUGCUUUUGUUAAAUAUAAAAAUCUAAUUUAAAAACUGUUUUACUUGUUAUUUUUUCCUACACUACUACAUGGUAUCAGUUAUUAAAAUUUUAAACAAGCAUAAUUCUAAAAACAAAGUUAAACUAGAAGGAAUGCAUUUUAAUAAUCAAAAUGACUUAAGCAAGCUGAUUUGAACUGUGACCCAGAAAAGCACACAGAAUAUUUGAACCUUUGUAUAGUAAAAAUUUAGUCAAGAGAGGAAAUUAAGAAAUACAUGUAUAAACUGUCUGUAUUGUUUGCAGUGUACAGUGUAGUUUCAUAAUUUUCACUGUUCUUUUUAUUUCUAUUAUUGGAAGUUCAGUUUAAGAAGCGGCUCAAUUGUCUCAUAAAAUGUGUCCUUCAGAAAUUCUUUCAUGACCUAAAUUUUUUCAAUAUUGUAUUUUUUCUUUUUAUUUAUUCUGUUUACUAGAAAAAAAACUUUUCCACAUAUAAAGUCUUUUAUUUUCUACACUGAAAUAUAAUAUAUAAUUAGAUGCAGUUUUCACUAGUAUUCUUUCAUUUAAACCCUUACCAUGAUUGGAAAACAUUACUGGUUUAUUGGAUGCAUAUUGCAAAACAACAUUUUUAUUUAUCACAGCAAGAAAUUUGCACAUUAAAUGGGCAGCUACCAAAAAUUCUGUGUUAUAUUCUUUCUUUUUUAAUUUUCAUUCACAGGAAUAAAGGGCUACUACAGUAUAUAUUCAUUGACCAUAUAAUUUAUUGCAAUUGCAAAAGGCUUCAUUUAUUUUUGAAAAUGUGUUCAGUGAAAUUAAAAGCACUUCGUAGUU